AUGGAAGGCCUAAGAGCGGUAGCGGAAAAAAAUGUGAAAGCCCGAUCGAGUCGUGCCAAUCUGAUGGGUUGUCUCAGUGAAGAUGACUUCUUGGCCAAAGUGUACUGCCUUCGUAUAGCGUUUUCGGAUCUCUUGUCACACCCACAGGCGAGUCAAUACUUCCGAACCAACGGCGAGAAAAUUAUACGUGACGUUAUACAGAAAGGGGGUGGCCCUGCCAAAGAGUUCUCGCAGCAGUACCACAAAAUGCUCAAGUAUGUCGAUUCAACCGAGUCUAAGCAGAUACUUUCCCAACUCAAGUACCGAAAUGUGGUCGACGUGUCGUUCUACGAUAUAGUACUGGAUUUCAUUGUGCUGGACGCGUUCGAAGACCUCGAUAAUCCACCCGGGACGAUCAUGACUGUUCUCAAUAACAGCUGGAUACCCAAUUCUAUGAAGGAAACGGCUGUGACGAAGGGGAUCGCUGCCAUGAUAAGU
This is a messenger RNA of Sphaeroforma arctica JP610, 477 nucleotides long. RefSeq lists its product as hypothetical. NCBI's taxonomy places the organism in Eukaryota, Ichthyosporea, Ichthyophonida. The record is from RefSeq and is a predicted model, not a curated record. The transcript is spliced from 2 exons. Gene Ontology annotation, biological process: mitochondrial fusion. The annotation marks the transcript as partial.